This is a messenger RNA of Scleropages formosus (Asian bonytongue), 1979 nucleotides long. Its product is annotated as UPF0690 protein C1orf52 homolog. The transcript is spliced from 3 exons. The record is from RefSeq and is a predicted model, not a curated record. Bases 455 to 1105 code for a protein of 216 amino acids. Lineage: Eukaryota; Metazoa; Chordata; Actinopteri; Osteoglossiformes; Osteoglossidae.
GGUAUUUCGAGUAACACGUGGUUAUUUCAGUGUCCUUCGGGCUGUCGUCUAUAGUAUGUACAAAGUUACAGAUGAGCAAGGAGAGAAGUUUUAAGAAGUGCUUCGACAUCUCAUGUUUUCUUUUUAGUGUUUUCCAUGGACUGUGUUUAUGCUUCUGUUACAGGUUGUACCGAGAAACACGUAUGCUGUACAAACUGUUCGUACAGAACUUUGAACUGCUCCCGGGGAGUGUCGAACGCACCGCCGCAGACAUGUUGCUGCGCCCUUCAGCGCCAUCAGGGGGCAGCGUAGCAUCUUCGGCGUCGUCUCAUUGCCCCCGAGCCCACUGCACAGGAAGUACGUCAUCACGUAUCGACGUACGUCCGAUGUGGUUGUUUGGCUUCUCUCAGCUGCAUUUAGCGCGGAUCCUCUAAGAACAAUUCGCGACGUCGGAUUCGAGAAGCCCGCUCGCGGUAUGGCAGAGGACAAGAAAUACGACCCGUUGCAUUACUUCAUGAGUGGCGACCUCAGCAGCAGCGAUUCUGAAGACGAUGGAGGGGGAAGAAGCCGGAUUGCAGACCUCGAAGAGCGCAGGCGCCGUGUCGCUGCGAGUGGUGGAGAGUCGGAGGAGAAGGGACGGGCAGCCGCCGGAGCGCCGUUGCCGAAACCGGAGGAGCUCUUUAAGUGUGUGUCCAAGCCGGCCUUCCUCUACAACCCCCUGAACAAACACAUCGACUGGGAGAGCCGCAUCGUGAAAGCACCCGAGGAGCCUCCGAAGGAAUUCAAAAUGUGGAAGACAAAUGCUGUGCCCCCGCCGCAGUCCUACGUCACAGAGGAGAAGAAGAGGGCUCUUCCCGGCAGGGAUAUGGCCAUCAAAUGGUCCAAUGUCUACGAGGAUAAUGGGGAUGACGCUCCACAGUCCGCUGCGGGAAAAGCACGCUUUCUGCCAGACGAGGAACAGCUUUCUCAUUCCGAUGAGGAGAAGGACGGUCCCAAGUCUGCAAAGAAAAGAAAGGUAGAGAGCUUUCAGCAGAAGGAGAAGAGGAAGCGAGAUCUUGGCCAGGCGACCUCGGACAAGAGCUUUGUGGAGGAAGAGAAGAGGAUAUUACGGCAAAGCCUCUUCUGAUCCCCGCGGUGUUACAUCUGGUGACUGUCAAACUUUACUGCUGAGAGUCACGUGCCAGAGAGCUUUUCAUCAGUGGCUCCACGCUUCACUUGUGACCAUUUACAUAUUGCCCUGGAUAUGUCUGACGUAUGAGGGUACGUCAAAAUCUGCUAUGUAUUUAUAAAAUUGAAUACAGAGAGAAUGCAGUGUUCUUAAACAUAAUUUUUCAAAACAGUUUCCUAGGUUAUUAACACACUUAGGCCAGCAUUGGACAAGCAUCUGUAUGCCCUGAGGAAAGAACAACAGAUUUUCUCUGUUUGCCAGAGCUAUGUCAUGGACAUAGUCAGUUUUGUCAGCAGUAAUGGAUGUGCACAGGCAACCUCGUCAUUCUUUGUCUGCGACACUUGCGUGGCAGUUUUUGAAUUUUCCCACCCUUUCGUGCUCACUUUUCCGGGACAAAAUGUUUCCAUACUGUGCUGAAAGCGGGCGAAGGAUCUGUCUUCCAGAAACACCUUCAGCUCAAAAAAAGCAGAUAAGAGCACAGUGCCACUUAUUUAGUGCACAUGGAAAGGGAAGUAGAUAUGUUCACAGUGGUAUAAUAUGCCAGCAGUUAACAGGAGUAGAAUGGACCUGUGUCAUAACUUAGACAAACAAAGCUCACACAUGCGUGUGCAACUGCCAUUGCAGCCAACAAUAUAGAAAACUUAAAAGUAAACAUGCACUUCCUCACUUACCCUCAUAUAAUGUACAUUCUAGAGAAGAGAGAGCUUGUUAAAUAUUUUUACAUUUUCAGUGAUUGUGAUUUUUUUUUUAUGUGAAACUCCUUUCUGGUGUUUGUAAUAUUAGUCAGUUGCAAUGCAAUCAGUCUCAUUAAUAAAUAGCUCUAAACAUCUUG